CCUCCAUCCCUCGAUCCUCAGACUGCCCGCACAAGCCAGCCGCCGAGCUGCACCCAUCACAAGCAGGAAGCAGCCGCACAUCUCUCUCUCUUGCGCUGCUGUCUCGCUGCCGCUGCUCGUCUUGCUGCUGGCCGGCAUCUGCCCUUUCAUUGCCGACCUCCACGUAGCCGCGCCGAGCGCACUCGAGGCGGAGCUUGAGGCACAGCAUGUCGCUGCGCUGGAGGGUGCGGCGAUGCCGGAUGGGCAGAAGGCGGACAUGCCAGAGUACCCCGAGAUCGAUGCCUCGUACCUCGACCAGCAGUUCCAAGACGUCUAUACUGGCGAAGCCGCCGGCGAGAGCGAGUCAUACCCGCCUGAGAUCGAGGCAGAUGGGCAGGCAGCGCUCGCCGACGCCGGUCACGAGGCAUCUCAAGCGGAGACCAGCGACAGCGCAUUUGACGAGCAGGUAGCGGCAGAGAUCAGCGAGAUGUACGCAGCAGUCACCGGCGACGGCGGCGAGCUCGGAGAGCACAAUGCUUUUCUGUCGCAGCCCUCCGAGGCCGAGCAGCUGGCGGCUGUGGCCAUGCUGGCCGGCGCCGGCGCAGACCUGGCCGCGCUAGGUCUGCCGACAGGCGACGCAUCGUUCGAACAGGCGCAAGAGGGUGGCGAAGCGCCGCAUCAGCUGUCCACCGAGUAUGCAGAGGCGUCCCAGAUGGAUGCCGAGCAGCAGGCGUCCGAGUCGCUUCCUGCAGAGCAGCAGGAAGGCGAGGCGCCGGCAUGGGUCGAGGCAGAUGAGACUGCGGAGCCGGCGCAGCCUGCACGGCAAUGGUCCGCUGCAGCCGGAUGGGCAGGCAACCAGCAGCACCAGACCCACACUCAGCAUGCUGCGGUGGACCGCGUGUCGAUGCAGGACUAUGACUACUCCGCGCUCGCGAGCCUGGCGCAGUCCGCAGCCGACCUGCGCGACGCAUACAGCCCAUACAGCGACCCUACGACGGCCGCAGCAAUGGGUCUGCUGCAGCAGGCCGGCGUGCACCAUGUGCCACCGCACGAGCACGCUGCUGCGCAGGCGGCCGCCGCCUCGGGCAGUAGCUCGGCCGGCUCGACGCAACAUGCAUCAGCAUCGGGCCCGCAGCGGCGCACCAAGUUCCGGCGCUCGCGCAACGGCUGUCUCGUGUGCCGCAAGCGCAAGGUCAAGUGCAGCCAGGACGGCCAGCCGUGCAAGCAGUGCGCCAUCGGCAAGCGCGACUGCCAAUACGAGGAGCAUCCGCCGAAGCGCAAGCGCCGCACGCGCACCGAGGCCGAGAUGCAGAGCGCUGCUCAGGCAGCGGCCGCAGAACACAUGGCGCUGCACCAGCUGCAGCAGGAGCAGAGCUCGGGCAGCGGGCUGCAUGAUGCACACAUCGACCCACAGACCGGCCUGCCCUAUCCGUCGUACUCGCCGGACACGUCCGAAGCGGCCACGUGGGCGCACGACUACAACGACUCGGAGGAGUGGCCGCUCGCGGGCGACGAGGAUGCAACAGACGGCCUCGCGGCCCAGGCGAUGGAUGCUUCGGCAGACGGGCACGCUGUGCCCGCUGGCGAAGGCGACGCCGAGGCACAGGCGUCGGUCGAGGCAUGGUACCGGGAGCACGCAGACCUGGCGCCGGAUCCCGGCGGCUAUGCGGGCGACUAUGCUGCUGUCGAGCAAGCGAACGCUCCUGCCGCUGCGCACGACGACGGCGGCACAGCGGAUCAGAGCAUGCUCGACGGCCCGCAAGAGGCGCCAGACACCGGCCAGGCGUAUCCAUCAUCAGAUGCUGCGCACGGCAUCGCGCAGGAGCACGCCUCGAUGUCGCAGGAAGCAGACUACGCGGCGGAGGCACAGUACGACGCUGUGCCUCACGCACCAGUGCCGGAUGCGCAGCCCGAGGAGCAUGCCUCCGGUCAGCCGCAGUCAGGCGAGGACGAGGCCUUGCUGCCGGCCGACCCUGCGGAGCAGCCUCCGCACGGCGAGCCAGCGUACGACGAGCCCGCGCACGGCUUCACUACGGGCACAGUGGACAGCGCGGGGCCACAGCACGCAGACGACGACACGACGGCAGACAUGGCGAGCAGCGAGCAGCAGCUCAACAUCAGCGAUGAGCCUGGCGCCUCUGCUGCGCCGCACAUGGACGUCUUCUCGCACUACCGCGCGCUGCCGCUCGACGGCGCCGCAUGACUUAUGGUCCAGCUCGCAUUAAUACCAUCUUUCACUCUCUCACGC
Messenger RNA from Tilletiopsis washingtonensis, 2227 nucleotides. RefSeq lists its product as hypothetical. The transcript has 7 exons. Gene Ontology annotation, molecular function: zinc ion binding; DNA-binding transcription factor activity, RNA polymerase II-specific. The coding region runs from base 233 to 2182 and encodes 649 amino acids. Gene Ontology annotation, cellular component: nucleus. Gene Ontology annotation, biological process: positive regulation of transcription by RNA polymerase II. The record is from RefSeq and is a predicted model, not a curated record. NCBI's taxonomy places the organism in Eukaryota, Fungi, Basidiomycota, Exobasidiomycetes, Entylomatales.